Molecule: messenger RNA, 1238 nt
Organism: Punica granatum (pomegranate)
Lineage: Eukaryota; Viridiplantae; Streptophyta; Magnoliopsida; Myrtales; Lythraceae
Source: RefSeq, a predicted model, not a curated record
UGAUCAAUUUAUCCGCCCUCUCCCCCAUCUUCUCCAUUCCAUGGAAGCAAGGACGUUUCUUUGCGGCUCCGUUCCCUCUCACCUGAAACGCCCUCUCCGCCGUUUCGACCCUGUCUUCCCGCGUUUCGUGAGAGCGUCGUCCUCCUCGUCGACUUCACAGGAAGGGGAGCGGGGCCAGUACAGAGGGCCGAAGCCGAGGAAGGACUGGGCGGCGGACUGGGUACCGAACAACGAAGGAACCGUCAGGAGCCUGCCUAUAUACGUCGGCGGCGCUUCCCUGCUUGCUGUCCUCUUCAACCGUGCAGUUUCCGGUAUUGCUCCCGUCGCCGAUGCCAGCAGUUCACAAUCAAGAGCUGAUCUAUUGACGCUUGGAUUGGCGGUUACCAACAUAUUGACCGGCCUUGUUUGGUUGUCUAUCCGGCCGAAGUCGAUAUCGGUGGUGAAACCGGAAGGCGUUGAAUGCAGGAGGAUACAGUCCGGGCUUCCCGAAUUGGUAGUUUCCGAACUAUUGUGGGUAUGGGAAUCUCUGUCGACUGUGACGUGCUGCAGGUCUUUGGUUAUCAUCUACGACUCCAUUUGCAUAAUGCAGAUUGGUGUGGCAGCUAAAUCUUCUGCAGAGGAUGGCGGAGCAGUAGCUGUGAAUCCAGUCAAGCUGAUGCAAGGAACACUCUAUCAGGGCAUUAAGAAAUCCAAAGCUCAGAACUACUUGGCAAACCUAUCGCUUUAUCCCGGGAGGUCUGAGCUACCCUUUUUACCUGCAAACACGCAGGCAGUAAUACUGCAACCUCUUGGAGACAAUGGAAUUGCGGUAAUUGGAGGUGAUACAAUAAGGGGGUUCACUACAUCAGAUCAGACAUGGAUAGCAUAUAUCGGGGAGAAGCUCGAUGUCACACUUGCAAAACAUGCGGGGGAGAUCUCGGUAUUAACACAAGAGAGUGUGCAGCGAUCAAAUUCAUAAUUGUGUCCGAGCUUGUGUGUCUCAGGCGAACUAUGCUUGUAGUGAUAGGUGAAAGUCUUCGCUUCCAUUAUACUUUUUACGUAUCUCCAACUUGAUGUUCCAUGUUUGGCUUAUCCAGGGCCCCUUCGCCCGCAGACACUACGACAGUGACAGGCAAUUAUCUCGCAUGAACCUUUUGUGUUGUCUCGGAGUAAACCGAACACCAUGUUACACAGCUCACAUUUUGUCAGAUGGAGCUGUUGCACAUUAUCUAUUUCGAAAUUUGUCCUUCAAAGACGGA